UGUAAUACAUGUACAAUCUAUAUAUAAAACAUGUAAAUAUAUUAUAAUGCUACUGAAUAAUUUGCAGAAUAUAUGCUACACUAUUUUUAAAUGUGACAUCUGCAGUUCCAAAAUAAAGUAUUCUCAAAUCUCUCUUUCUUUGAAGAAAAAUAUAAGAAAAAAGGGUGAUAUUGGCAGAUAAUUUUAUUGAAUUAAUGCAAAAGAUCUAUUUUUCCAUUAAAGAAAUUAUCCAUCAGCCUUGUCUAUUAAACAAAGGUACAUUAACUUUUAAUUGCAUUAGCAAACAUACAAGAACUGAGAUAUCAGCCACAAUGCUUGACUCAGCAUUCUGUUUACCAGUUAUAACCUUGCAUAGUGACGUCUACAUGAUACACAGAAAAAAGCUCUUCAUUGUCAACAACACAAUUUUCACCCUUUCACCAUAAUAUCAUGGUAACACGACACCACAGUCCCUGCUUUCGUCAUGCUUGCAAUUUUGUCAACAACAUGUUGCUACAGGGAUGUUAAAGGGGUCAAAGUUCAAAGUAACUAGCCUUGGCUGCAGACGGUAUAAUAGGCAGCUGCUGUGACUUCCAAGUCAGAUCAAGAGAUGCUCAGGCAAGUAAACAGUUCUUAAGGGCUGAAGAAAGAGAGAAGAAAAAAGAUGGAGAACAGUAUGGAUGCUCUUCAUGACUCUGGGGUUCAACUGGUCCAGUAUCUCCAGAUGAACUACAUGAGCUCUCAAGACUGGUUUGUCUUUGUUUCAUUUGCUGCUGACCUCAGAAACACUUUCUUCAUUUUCUUCCCCAUCUGGUUUCACCUGUGCGAGUCUGUUGGCAUCAAACUAAUCUGGGUGGCUGUGAUUGGUGACUGGCUCAACCUGGUAUUUAAGUGGAUUCUAUUUGGUCAGAGGCCAUACUGGUGGGUUCAUGAUACCAACUACUACCAUAAUGUGUCUACUCCUGUUAUACAACAGUUUCCAGUCACUUGUGAGACUGGUCCAGGAAGUCCUUCAGGGCAUGCAAUGGGAUCUGCUGGAGUCUAUUAUGUAAUGGUCACAUCGUUACUUACAAUUGUCCUAGGAAAAAAACGCCCAAUCACCUUCAAGAAAAGGUGUUUCCAAGCCUCAUUGUGGACAGGAUUCUGGGCAGUCCAGGCUUGUGUCUGUGCAUCAAGAAUCUUCCUCGCUGCUCACUUCCCACAUCAAGUAAUUACUGGAGUCCUCUCAGGAAUAAUGGUGGCUGAAAUUUUUGACCAUGUCCAAACCAUCUACAAAGUCAGUCUGAAGAAAUACAUUUACACAACACUUUUCCUAUUCUCCUUUGCACUGGGCUUCUACCUGCUUUUAAAAGCUGUCGGUGUGGACCUAUUAUGGACACUGGAGAAGGCCAAGAGAUGGUGUGCUCAACCAGAAUGGAUAAACAUUGACACAACCCCCUUUGCUGGUCUGCUUAGAAACCUGGGAAUUCUGCUUGGGUUAGGAUUAGCACUCAACUCACAAAUGUAUAAGGAGAGCUGUCAAGGAAAGUUAGGAGGGCAGGUCACCUUCCGCCUCUGCUGUAUUAUAGCGUCUUUACUGGUCCUCCACCUUUUUGAUAGCUUCAAGCCACCUACCAAAGUUGAGAUGAUUUUCUAUAGUUUGUCUUUCUGCAAAAGCGCUGCUGUUCCACUGACUUGUGUAGGAAUAAUUCCUUACUGUAUAUCACAGGUUAUGAAUCAGAGAAAGAAAGUAAAAUAAAAAUGAAAUCACAUGUAAUGGUAUGGUUAGCUAUUGAAUGAUAUUUAUCUAGAUGAGAGAACAUUAACAAGUUCCAUCCCUUUAAAGGUUCUCUUUAAUUUAGAACAUAUCCAAAAUGGUCCACAUCAUCCAGAUUUUAAGAAAACUACUGAAAAAUUACUCAAAUCCUGUCAGAGAUUAAUCUGAUUAUUGCAAAGUUACAUAAGUAAAAUAUAGGUCAUCUAAUGGUCAUGAAGAUGACAAUAUUAAGCAUAAGAAUGCACAGCUGGGGAAAUAAAUAUUCUGAACAAAUUGUUCUGGACAACAAUGCUUGAAGAAUACAGAGGAUCAAGUCAUAGUGACAAACAGAGAUUGACUGGAGACUGAUCCAGUUCAGAUGAUGAAGUAUGACCAAUAUUAUCAAAAAAUAAAGAAUACAUUUGAUUAAAAUGUUAUUCAGAGGUUCAACAUAUAUGGUGUAAAAGUGCCUUAGUGUACAUUAUAACAAGCGACAAUUAAUUACUAGAAAGGUCACACACUGGAAGGAGUUAACUAAACGCCUGUAAAGUAAAACUAUGUAUUUUUUUUAUAUAGAAAUGGUGCUAAAUAGAUACACAUUGUAUAGUCUUGACAAUACCCACUAAUCUACUUUUAAAGAAUGUUUUAAUGGGUGUUUGUAAUAUUUUUUAUGUUUAAGCCAGGUUAGAUAUAGCUGGCAAGUAAAUGUCACCUUAGUUCUGUCCCUCAAAGUAAAAAAUACUUUUCUAUUUUGUAUAUUUAUUAUCAUGUUGUAAAAUUGUUAAAUAAACUGUUUUUUUAUGUAAAAAAAUAAAUAAAAAAAAAUA
Molecule: messenger RNA, 2541 nt
Organism: Bombina bombina (fire-bellied toad)
Lineage: Eukaryota; Metazoa; Chordata; Amphibia; Anura; Bombinatoridae
Gene: G6PC1
Product: glucose-6-phosphatase catalytic subunit 1
Exons: 5
Coding region: 644-1717 (357 amino acids)
Biological process (GO): glucose 6-phosphate metabolic process; gluconeogenesis
Cellular component (GO): membrane
Molecular function (GO): glucose-6-phosphatase activity
Source: RefSeq, a predicted model, not a curated record